UUGUAUGUGUGAGGAUAAGAAAAAGUCACAGUAAUUCAGGGCCAGUGUCACGGUCACCUUUUGAUGCCUCUGUCUCUGUCCCUCCCUCCACAGAGGCUUUAGGGUUUCUGUUUUUUCCCCCCAACCCAAAUUAGGUUUUGAAAUAUUGACAUUUUCCCACCAUUAAAGCACCCUUACACCUUGCUGCAAUUUUUUUUCCUCUCUGUGAAAGAAAAAAAAAAAAAAAAAGAACAAAAAGAAAAACUCCAUGGCCAAAACUAGACCAGGAAAAAAGGACAUAGACUCCUACACUAUCAGAGGCACCAACAAGGUCGUCAGAGCUGGAGAUUGUGUGCUUAUGCGACCAUCGGACACUGGUAAGCCUCCUUACGUGGCUCGGAUCGAGAAGAUCGAAGCUGACAACCGGAACAACGUUAAAGUUCGGGUGAGGUGGUAUUAUCGGCCGGAGGAGUCCAUAGGAGGUCGGAGGCAAUUCCAUGGAGCCAAAGAGCUCUUCUUGUCCGACCAUUACGACGUUCAGAGUGCUCACACCAUUGAAGGCAAGUGUACGGUUCACUCUUUCAAGAACUACACCAAGCUCGAGAAUGUAGCUGCUGAGGAUUACUAUUGCAGGUUCGAGUAUAAGGCUGCUACUGGAGGGUUCACGCCGGACCGAGUCGCUGUGUACUGCAAAUGCGAGAUGCCAUAUAACCCAGAUGACCUCAUGGUGCAGUGUGAAGGAUGCAAGGACUGGUAUCAUCCUGCUUGUGUGGGAAUGACUAUUGAAGAAGCAAAAAAGCUGGAGCGUUUUGUGUGUUCUGAAUGUUCUUCUGAUGAUGAUGUGAGAAAAUCAAAUAAUACAUUUUCAGUAUCACCAGUAGCUGAUUCCAAGGUGGAGCCCAAACGCCGGAAGAGAUGAUCACCUUUGCCGGCAGUGAUUUACAGGGGCAAAACAACUCUUCUGUCAUUCUUAGUUCUUUGGUCACAAUUUUAAGGGUUGUAUAGCUCAGCUAGAGGUUAUUAGUAACUCUGUUUUGACUCAAAGCUAUGUAUCUAUGUUAGAAUUAGUGGGAUUAGUCUGUAUGAAAAAAGAUAAUCAAAUUAAGCCAGAAAAUAUGUAGCAUGAACACUUGUGGGCUCUGAACUUUUUUUCCCUACUAAUCUGCUAUCCAUUAGUCUGUAUGAAAAAAGAUAAUCAAAUUAAACCAGAAAAUAUGUAGCAUGAAACACUUGUGGGCUGUGACUUUUUUUUUUCGCUACUAAUCUGCUAUCCAUUAUCAAUGUUUGA
This is a messenger RNA of Ziziphus jujuba (common jujube), 1267 nucleotides long. Its product is annotated as chromatin remodeling protein EBS. The record is from RefSeq and is a predicted model, not a curated record. Lineage: Eukaryota; Viridiplantae; Streptophyta; Magnoliopsida; Rosales; Rhamnaceae. Bases 248 to 898 code for a protein of 216 amino acids. Gene Ontology annotation, molecular function: chromatin binding. The transcript has 5 exons.